Messenger RNA from Candidula unifasciata, 629 nucleotides. NCBI's taxonomy places the organism in Eukaryota, Metazoa, Mollusca, Gastropoda, Stylommatophora, Geomitridae. The record is from the annotation of a GenBank genome assembly.
UUACAGAGUUUAUUAAAGUUACAGAGUUUAUUGAAGUUAUAGAGUUUAUUGAAGUUAUAGAGUUUAUUAAAGUUAUAGAGUUUUUUAAAGUUAUAGAGUUUAUUAAAGUUAUAGAGUUUAUUAAAGUUAUAGAGUUUAUUGAAGUUAUAGAGUUUAUUAAAGUUAUAGAGUUUAUUAAAGUUAUAGAGUUUAUUAAAGUUACAGAGUUUAUUAAAGUUACAGAGUUUAUUAAAGUUACAGAGUUUAUUAACGUUAUAGAGUUUAUUGAAGCUAAAGUUAUAGAGCUUAUUGCAAUUAAAGUUAUACAGUUUAUUAAAGUCAUAGAGUUUAUUAAAGUUACAGAGUUUAUUAAAGUUACAGAGUUUAUUAAAGUUAUAGAGUUUAUUAAAGUUACAGAGUUUAUUAAAGUUAUAGAGUUUAUUAAAGUUAUAGAGUUUAUUAAAGUUAUAGAGUUUAUUAAAGCUAAAGUUAUAGAGUUUAUUAAAGUUGCAGAGUUUAUUAAAUUUAUAGAGUUUAUUAAAGCUAAAGUUAUAGACUUGAUUGAAGUUAAAGUUAUAGACUUUGUUGAAGUUACAGUUGUAGAGAUUCUUAAAAUAAAGUUACAGUUAUUGAGUUUGGUAAAGUUUUAA